CUGCUCUUCGGUAAUCCCAGCUCCUCGGUAUACGUCUCACCUGGAUACUUAUACCCUUGACAUACUUCUUUUUCUUCUGAAUAUCUUACAUUCUACAUGGAAUGAAGCGGUCAUCCCGACACUUUGGACCGAUCAACGAAGCAUUCGCCAUCGCAUUCCUGCGCCACUUUACAUAAAUCGAAAGCCAUGUCUCCCCAGGACACGCCCGGUCGCCCAGGCGAAGACAGGCCCGAAGGGAUUUUCAAGUACUUCAGGCGCAUGAAGAGUGUCUUGCGCCCUCGAUCAACUUCAAAGCAUCAAUCUCUAAGCGUACCUGAUGUGGCGGCCGCAACCCAAAUAACCGCACCAGCACCAGCACCAAAACUAUUGCAGCAACCCAGUAUACCAGAGCAACUCACUGUGCCCGACUACAACGCCAUGCAGCGCCAAAAGGCCCACGCCAUCUUCGCCAAAUACAAUCUAAGCUUCGAACCCACCGGAGAGAAAUCAUCCACCGAUCACCAAUUUGCCCGAGUAGCCAAGCCAAUUCGCAUGCGAGUGCGCCGCGCCUGUCACCGCUGCGAAACCACCUUCGGUCCCGAGAAAGUCUGCGUCAAUUGCCAGCACCUCCGAUGCAAGAAAUGCCCCCGUCUUUCACCAGCCCAUGCCCAAGACGAAGAGCCAUCAUUUUCCAAAAUGAGACUCCAUGAGCUUCGCGCAAAACAGCGUGGCAUGCUUCAUCUCACGCCCCAUCUCAAGUUGAGCGGCAACCCAGCCUGUCCGCUAUCAAUGACUUCCAAUAUGGGAGGACCGGACUUUACGCGCAAAGCAGUGCGCCAGCGAGUUCGACGAGACUGCCAUCUAUGCGGGACUAUGUUUGCCAGGGGCUCGAAACAAUGUGACGGUUGUCACCAUCUUCGCUGCAAGAGCUGUCCCCGACAGCCCGCCAAACUUGAUAAAUACCCAGACGGGUAUCCUGGUGAUGUUGAACCACCGAAAGCUGCGCCAGAUCGCACAUUUAAGAAGCCUCGUCGACGGGUUCAUUACGUCUGUCAUGUCUGUACCACCUCUUACAAUGAAGAUGCGCGUGUUUGCGUGAAGUGUGGUCAGACGAAAUGCGAUGAGACUAUUCGAAUUCCACCUAAAAAAAUCAAACGAGAACCUGAUCCUGCAGUUAUUCGGAGCCUAGAAGAGAAGUUGGCUACUAUGGUAAUAACAGCAAACCCAAUUACAUGAUCAAAACAUACGUUAUGGUAUUUCACAGGACAGCCUGUUUUUCCAAAUGAUUUGUAUUUCAAGUUCGUUAUAUUCACUCGACCUAUCUCUAUUUCUUCCAGUGUUUUUCAGACCAAAGAAACAGAUAUCGAAACAUACGAAUGACUUUGACACCAUAAAUGAAAUUUACCCCUCCUC
Messenger RNA from Penicillium canescens, 1392 nucleotides. RefSeq lists its product as uncharacterized. The record is from RefSeq and is a predicted model, not a curated record. The coding region runs from base 187 to 1215 and encodes 342 amino acids. Lineage: Eukaryota; Fungi; Ascomycota; Eurotiomycetes; Eurotiales; Aspergillaceae. The transcript has 3 exons.